UAAUAUCGGCAGUCCGAUAUUAUCAGACAUCUCUAUUUAGGACUAAUUGAAAUGCCAUGCGUUUCAGUUUAUCCGUGCCCGCUGUUCAGCGUGCGCUUCCGGAAGCCGCUUUUCGGAGAGACGGGUCACACCAUCAUGAAUCUGCUUGCAGACUUCCGCAACUACCAGUAUGCGCUGCCAGUGGUGAAAGGUUUGGUGAUGGACAUGGAGGUGAGGAAGACCAGCAUCAAGAUCCCCAGCAACCGUUACAAUGAGCUGAUGAAAGCCAUGAACAAGUCCAAUGAGCACGUGCUGGCCAUGGGGGCGUGCUUCAACGAGAGGGCCGACUCCCACCUGGUGUGCGUGCAGAACGACGACGGCAACUACCAGACGCAGGCCAUCAGCAUCCAUCACCAGCCGCGCAAAGUGACCGGCGCCUGUUUUCUUGUGUUCAGCGGCGCCCUGAAGGCCUCGUCUGGCUUCUUGGCCAAAACAAGCAUCGUAGAAGAUGGCGUGAUGAUCCAGAUCACGGCCGAGACCAUGGACUCACUACGGCAAGCGCUGAGGGACAUGAAGGACUUCACCAUCACGUGCGGUAAAGCUGACCAGGAGGAGAACCAGGAACAUGUGCACGUGCAGUGGACCGAGGACGACCACAACUUCAACAAGGGUGUCAUCAGCCCAAUCGACGGCAAAUCGAUGGAGUCCAUCACCAGCGUGAAGAUUUUCCACGGCUCCGAGUUCAAAGCCAAUGGCAAAGUGAUCCGCUGGACAGAGGUCUUCUUCCUCCAGAGCGACGAUCAACCCAACGGGCUGAGCGACCCGGCCGACCACAGCCGCCUGACAGAAAACGUGGCGCGAGCUUUCUGCACGGCGCUCUGCCCGCACCUCAAGCUGCUCAAGGAGGACGGCAUGGCCAAGCUUGGGCUGAGGGUCACGCUGGACUCGGACCAGGUGGGCUACCUGGUAGGAAGUAACGGGCAGCCUCUGCUGCCUCAGUACCUGAGUGACCUGGACAGCGCUCUGAUCCCCAUCAUCCACGGAGGAGCGUGCCAGCUGAGCGAGGGUCCGGUGGUGAUGGAGCUGGUCUUCUACAUCCUGGAGAUCAUCUCCUAGAAGCCGGUGACCUCAUCACGCGCCACCACCACCACCACCACCACCGCCGACCGAACACCUUCACCACCGCCCUCCCACGUUCCCAUUUCAGCACGGCUCGAACACGGGCGCAGUGGGGUAACGUAGCCCGUCGAGGAAGAGCUGCAAUCAUCGGCGUCAUAACAAACACUUGCUGGAGGUUUUUGAAAGUCUGCAUGAGAACAUGGUGUGUGUGUGUGUGUGUGUGUGUGUGUGUGUGUGUGUGUGUGUGUGCGUGUGUGCGCAGAUCCAAAUGUGAGCUCAGUGCUGUCGGUGACCAGCAGGGGGCGUCAUGUAGCUCCUUCCAAAGUGAAGCCUCCUUGUAGCUCCACAGAUGCUGAGGCCUGAAAUAUCUCCGAGCAGCUUGGACUACAACUCACAGAUGCACCAGGUGCAUUUCUUUGAUUUUCUAUCGCAAUUAUUUUCUGUUCAGUGCCUGCUACAGCGACCCUUUGGUCCGGUUGGGGCGGAAGACUUUUUACUUUGUUCGAAGCUUUACUCCUCAAUCGCCACAUGCAUCGACUUGUUUUUUGUAGACGGGAGAAUGCUUUUUCCGUGCAGCUCGUAGCCUCCAGAGAUUCCACAACAAUAAAACACAUUUUGCUCCGGGACUGCCGAUGGCGAACAAAGGUUGCAAUUGCUUUAUCGGUUAUUAGCGCAAGAAAGACCAGAUUUCAAAAACAAAACUCUAUUUUGGGUGUUCUUUUAUUCACAUGAGCAAAGAUGUACAAAUAAAUGAAAAAAUAUAUAUAUACAGUAUAUAUGAAUAAAAUGCAGAAUCAGUGCACUGGAUUUCAAGCCAUUUCCAGGAGAGUUUUUCAAGCAAGUUCAGUGUUUGUGAAUCUGAUGGUUCCGACAGAGAGUAUUCUGUUUUUUUGUUUUUGAUUGAGCCGAAGCUUGAAUGUAUUUAAUCGCACGUUUUGUCCAAAUCCCCGAAAUCCUAACUUGGCAAAAAUAUUGCAGACGUGCAAAGAAACUGCAUCCCAACUGUUUUGCUGAUGUUUGACGUGCGACGAAGGCGAGCAGAGGACCUUUUGUUGUGACAUGGACCUGCCACCUAAGAAUGUAUUCCUCCUUUUUGUCUUACGAUCCAAACAGCUCUGAACAGCCAUCACCCUCAUUAUUGCUAAGUUGUUUAUUUAAUUCAAUCGAAUAAUGUCACAACACGCCAGAAUCUCCUCUGCAGACAAUCAGGUGCUUACUGUAGCAACCUUACAUGCUAACAUGUUUGCUAAAGGCCAAACGAGAAGGGGCAAAGGUUAUCGUUUGUGCGACAACAUCCAGGCUGUUUGACAGACGAGUAGCAUUCCCACUUUUUUCCUGUUUGUCCGAAAUCAAAACACUGCAUGCCAACACGCAAACAAGUCUUAUGAUGACAAACUGUCAGCUUUGCAUUUAAGUACUGUAUUAUUGACCUCCUCUUAGCUUAUUCACUUUUAUGUACAAAGUAUUUUUCUAUCAUUAACAUCAGUUUUAUGUUCUAAAAGGCCCAAUUCCUGUGUAUUUCUCUAUGCUUCACAAUAAAAAAAACAAAAAAAAUUACAGUUAAAAAAUACGGUAUAUGUAAUCAAUCAAUUUUCAUUUAUAUAGCCCUAAAUCACAAGUGUCUCAAAGGGCUGCACAAGCCAAAACGAUAUCCUCUGUUCAGAUCCCACAUCAAGGCAAGGAAAAACUAAACCCAGCGGGACUAAAUUGGUUUGAAGGUCACAUUUCCAUACCACAAAGUGAAUCAUUACGAUGUGUAGAACUACUCCCUUACCUAAUGUUUUGUUUUUGUAUAAUCCAAGACUCAGCGUCACCUACAGUAAACAUUUGAUUUGGGUUUGUAAAAAUGUGAAUCUUGCAAGUUUCUUUUCCCAUUUCCUGUGCCCGGCGGCCACCAGUUAAAUAGCCCAAAUAAUGAUAAAAGAGAGGACCAACAAUGGAACCUUGAGCAUCACAAGUAGGAUAAAGUGCAUCUGGAAAGUAUUCAGUGUUGUCACAUUUUGUUAUAUUGCAGUAUUACACCAAAAUGGAAUAAAUUCAUUUUUAUCCUCAUAAUUUUACACACAAUGAAAAUGUGAAAAUGCUGUUUUUUUGGCCAAAAAGAAUUAAAUCACAUGUACAUAAGUAUUCACAGCCUUUUGCCAUGCAGCUCAGAAGCAGCAUCCUGUUUCAAGUCAUCAUUCUUGAGAUUUCUUACAGCUUAACUGGAGUCAACCUAAGGUACAUUCAGUUGGUUGGACAUGAUUUGGAGUGGCACGCACCUGUCUUUAAUGUCUGAAGGGAGGAGAACUUUGUCUCCUAAACGUGUUUGUUUAAUCUCUAAUAAAGCUCACCAAGUUGUCAAUU
This is a messenger RNA of Nerophis ophidion (straightnose pipefish), 3444 nucleotides long. RefSeq names its product zinc finger FYVE domain-containing protein 9-like. The record is from RefSeq and is a predicted model, not a curated record. The transcript has 8 exons. The coding region runs from base 52 to 1095 and encodes 347 amino acids. Gene Ontology annotation, cellular component: endosome; early endosome membrane. NCBI's taxonomy places the organism in Eukaryota, Metazoa, Chordata, Actinopteri, Syngnathiformes, Syngnathidae. Gene Ontology annotation, biological process: liver development; endosomal transport.